Messenger RNA from Schistosoma guineensis, 426 nucleotides. NCBI's taxonomy places the organism in Eukaryota, Metazoa, Platyhelminthes, Trematoda, Strigeidida, Schistosomatidae. The record is from the annotation of a GenBank genome assembly.
AUGUGUGAUCCAAUUUUUAUGCUGAAAUUAAAUCAUCUAGGUCAUGAUAAGGUUGCAAAUCGAUAUUACGUGCCUAGUCACUCAUUAUGCAGUCAGUUAGCAGAUAUUGAAAGAAAAUCAUUACUGUACAAAGAAGAAAGGGAUAAAUUAGCAUCCGAACGUAAUUUACUUUGUGAAGAUUUAGAACGUCUUUUAACAAGGAGACAGAGUUUAACUAAACUACGUGAAUUUAUUAUUUCUUUAUUACAACAAAUACAAUCUAAUUCAAAUGUUAAUUUGAAAAAAUAUGUUAAUCAUUUCAAUGAAAAUAGAAUUGAUAAUUCAUUAUUAAAUAGAUUAAUUCUAUCAAACAACAAUAAUAAUAAUAAUGAUAAUCGAAUUUCUAAUAUUCAUCAACAAGUUUAUGAUAUUAUACGUUCUCCAUAA